Messenger RNA from Coturnix japonica (Japanese quail), 3369 nucleotides. The record is from RefSeq and is a predicted model, not a curated record. Lineage: Eukaryota; Metazoa; Chordata; Aves; Galliformes; Phasianidae.
CGGGGGCGGGGCGGGGGAAGGCGGGAAGGCGGCGGGGAGCGGAGUGUCCUGCGUGAGGCGGGAUGGUGCGAUCCUGGCGCGCGGGCCGUGUUCGUGGGGGCGGGCGGGGAAAGGCCUCCCCCGUGAGAACGAGGAGGAGAGAGGCCCUCCGGGAUCGCGCUGCGGCGGGGCCUCGGCGCCCGGCCCUGAGCGCUCGGCCUGAGGCUAUCGCUGGCGGGACCUGCGACAGCGCGGCAGCUCCCAGCGUGUCGGUGGCGAGUGGCGGAUGGAAACGGAGAAUCCAGUUCACCGGUUUUAGAGAAAAAGAGAAGAAAGCGCUGCGGGAGAUGUUACUCAGGCUGGACUGUGUUUUUGUUGAUAAUAAGAAAUACAGCAACUGCACACAUCUUAUAGCGAAAAAGCUUUGUAAGAGCGAAAAGUUCCUAGCUGCCUGUGCUGCGGGAAAGUGGAUACUAACUAAGGAGUACAUAAUUAAUAGUGCCGAAAGUGGCAGAUGGCUUGAUGAAACAACAUACGAAUGGGGAUAUAAAAUUGAAAAAGACACCCAUUAUUCACCUCAAAUGCAGUCUGCACCUAAAAGAUGGCGCAAAGAGCUGAAAAACUCUGGUGCUCCAGGGGCAUUCUACAGAUGGAAAGUUAUCCUCGAUGUUAAGGAAGGUUACGAAGGAGUGGCACCUAUUAGAAGAGUUCUAGAAGCUGGAAAGGCGACUGUGUGCUCAUCUCAGAAUGUCGAGAGUGAUGUUACUCAUGUAUUUGUCCUUAAUAAAUUUUUUCCUGUGCAAAAAGAAAAAUGCUUAUAUGAAGCUCAAUACUACCCUUUACAGUAUGUAGGAGAUUACCUUUUGGAGAAGGAUAUACAAAAUACUGAAGUUACCCAAAUUAAUGGUUGUCUGCCAGCACAAGAAACUGACCAAAACAAGUCUAACAUGCAGCUUAUUGAAAUGAAAAAUGCUGUGAUCAGGCAUAUGUAUUUUGUUGAGGCUGCAAAGCACAAUUUUGUUCAGAAAGACUUUCUGAGUAGAUGCAAUCCAAAGGUUAAAAAUACUAACCUGUCUGAAGGCAGAUUGUACAUAUUUGAAGAACUAAUAGAAGAACAUUUAUUAUCUGAAGUGAUUAUAGAGCUUGCUGUUGGUCAGAAGUACUCUCUUCCUCCCGUUCCACUUUUUCAUUCUCUUCUGGAAUGUGUCCUGUUGGAAAAUACCGAUGCUGUAUUUUGUGCGAAAGUUUGUCAUGUUUUGUACCUUGUUCUCCAACAUGAUCCUCCUUGGAAAUCUACAUCUAUGUUAGGAUAUUAUUUAGAUCUUCUUCAGUGUCCUGUCUGUAAGAAAGGCACGUGGAACUUGAUAGAGAUGCUUGUAAGGUCUUGCCUUUAUUACAAAAACAUUUGUCAUGCAGUGCCAGUUUCAGGGAAAGCAGAUGAACAGAGGACAGUUCACAAAAUGCUUCUGAAGUUUUUCUUUGAUUUAGUAAAAGCUGAAGUAAAAUUUUUGACAAAAAGUUUGGUUGAAGGGACCAAUUCACAGCACCAGCAAGUAAUGCCACAGAUGGUUCUUCUGAAGACCUUUUGGUUGGGAAGUGAAACCUCUGUGCUUUUUACCAAACACAUAAAUAUUCUAGUGGAUUGGGUCAUACUUUCCUAUAGAGAAUUGGAAAGAAAAAAUGAUGCUUUCAGACAUGAAAUAGCUUGUCUAUUAAAUGCAAUUCUUGGAACCGUAGUGGAUUAUUGGAUCGUCUCAGGUUUGCUUAUGGACAGAAAUGUGUUUCAUCAAAUAGCUGAUGAUUUAGCACACUACAUUGUCAUUGCCUGCGAUGAUUUUUCCAGAUGUUUCAAUACGUGAUUUAAAGCGUUCAUUUGUUCCAUACCGUCCCCCUGGCUUCAAAUGUUUGUUGCUGAAGCAGUUUUUAAAAAAAUGUGUUUACAGAGGAAUGUAACUAUUUCUUCAGAACCUCUUUCUCUUCAGAAAAUAGUCGGUCCCUAUUUUCUUGCUUUGCAAGAGGUGGGGAUAUGUGAGACAAGAAAAAUUCACAAAGCAAAGAAAAUAGGGCAUUGGCCAUGCCCUGCAUCUCAGAAGGCAUUACAGAUGCUAAAUGGUGAUGAGCAGAACCAAGUCAAAAUGUGUCUCCUUAUCUUUCUUUUCUGAGACAGUAAGUGCCGUACAAGGAAGAGAGCUAAGGCUUCAGACAGCAAAGAGAAUUGUUCCCUCUUGGGCUGAAGAGGUGGGAUUUUUGCAGGAGAAAUGCUAAAAGGACAGACAGCCCUGCAUGUAGCUUGCAAAAGAAACAAAGUGGAGAGAUUGAUUCAGCUUCUCUCUUCCCCUGGAACAGACAUUAAUUCUAAAGACUAUGCUGGCUGGACGCCUUUGCAUGAAGCCUGUAACCAUGGCAGCACAGUGUGUGUCAGUGAAAUUUUGCAGCGUUGUCCAGAGGUAGACCUGCUCAGUCAAGUGGACGGGGUGACUCCUUUGCAUGAUGCACUGUCAAAUGGACAUAUAGAAAUUGGCAAGCUACUGCUUCAGCAUGGGGGACCAGUCCUUCUACAGCAUAGGGACUCCAAUGGAAAAUUCCCCCUGGAUUAUGUUCAGUCCCUCCAAGUAAAACAAGAACUUCUGAACAUUGUUCUUCCAGAAGAGAAAAUUGAAAGCUUCUAUGAACGUACAGAAAAAGAUUUGAGCAGUCAGCAAGAAGAGUUGUGGUUGACUUUAUUUAACAAGAUGCUGCUUAAUUUUUGUUCUGUUUAUAAUCUGUUUUCACCUUUAACACUCAGCAAGGUAGCUCUUUCAGAUACGCUUCUAGUAAUGACUGCUGAUAAGAUGAAAGGUACAUUUCCUGCACACUGGUUAGUAGAUACAUACUUUAAAGAGCUAGAAACUUUUCAAAAGCUACCACAGUUUAUUGAAGAGGUAUCUGCAUGCAUGAGUGCUUUUCCUGGAGAACAGAUGAAGGCUUUAUUAGCAACUCUGGAAUCUGUAGUAAAGGCAAAUCAGCUAUUUGCUUAAAUCUUUUCCAUAGGUAGCUUCCAUAGGUAGUUACAUUGGUUAAAUCAUGACUACUAAUCUGCAAUAUUUGGUUGAUACUUCUUCUGGUAACUGAGGUACAGAUUUUACAGCUAUGAAUGUUAUUAUCACCCAUUACAUCAAUACUUUCUUCUAGUGGGACCUGGAAGUCAGAUGCAUUGAUUCAGUGCAAAUUUUAGGCAAAAUCUGUCCACUCACACAACACUUUCUAAUUGUCAGACAUCUCUGGAUGUGCGACAGUACUUCAAGAGGUGCUGUGUUGUUAUAAUCUUCUGUUUUGUAAAUAUUUGCCACCAGUCUCAUGCCAUAGUUCUGUAAAAUUAAAAACAGAGAUAAUAAAAUUGUGUUUACAGGA